CACCACACAAGAAUCUCUCCUCCCUGUCCCUACCCACUCUCUCUGAGCAGUCUUCUCCAGGUCCUCCUCUCUUGUCCUCCACCCCUCACCUUUUCAUAAACUCCAAACCCUAAAGGCAAUUCCUCUGAUCAGAAACCCCCAAAAUUUCACCAUAAACAUAUAUCCAAAUGGAAAACUUGUCCUACUCUUCUUACCCGGACUCAGGCAACUCCUCACCGCGUUCCCGAGAAAUCGAUUGCGAAAACGCUUCAUGGGAUGAACCACCCACCAACUACAAAGUCAAAUUUAUGUGCAGCUAUGGCGGAAAAAUCCACCCAAGACCACAUGACAAUCAACUCACGUACGUCGGCGGUGACACCAAGAUCUUAGCCGUCGACCGGAACAUCCGGUUCUCCGGCUUCAUGCAGAAAUUGUCGUCUCUGUGCGACUCCGAUGCCUGCUUCAAGUACCAGUUGCCUGGUGAAGAUCUUGACGCUUUGAUUUCGGUAACUACUGAUGAGGAUUUAGAGCAUAUGAUGCUUGAGUAUGAUAGGCUCUAUCGUGCUUCGGCUAAGCCCGCGAGACUUAGACUGUUUUUGUUCCCUGUGAAUCCUCCGUCUAGUACUUUUGGUACGAACGAUACUAAAUCGGAGCGACAAUGGUUCGUUGACGCCUUGAAUUCUGUGCAGAUACAGAAUCUGGAGACUUCUUCUCCAUCGGCUGCGACAUCGACGGCAAUUCCGGACUUUUUGUUUGGUCUGGAGAAAAGUCAAGCGCCGCCAGUAGUGGCAUCGAAAUUACAAGAUCCGCCGCCGCAGCAACCGACGGUUCCGGAGAUAACUGCAAAAGAAUUUCACGCCGGAUCGGAUUGUGGAUCGGAGGAUCGGCAUGUAAUUGGAGACCCCGUGGUCUCCCCGGCGGAGUUCCAGAGACUGCAGAUUUCAAGUCACGAUCAAGCUAUGUUUAACCGGAAAAUCGACGAAACAAAUCCUAGGGGCUAUUCUGGAGAGUAUUAUCAACAGAAACUUCAAGAAAAACUUUCGCUGCCGCAACCGACGGUGCCGGUGCAAAUUCCGGGGUCAUACUUUUCAGAACGGCCCAUGAAUAGCGGACUUUACCCUAUGGCGGCAGCGCCGGGAAAUGAACAGCAGGUUUAUCUGAUUCCUACGGCGGCUGGUAUGUAUCAGGCUCCGGCAAUGCGUCCGGUGACCGGACAAGUCGGCCAGGGUUACUAUGGGAUGCAAAGAGUAGUACCGGAGGUUUACCGAGAACAACCAAUGUACAAUCUGGUCCCACAGCAAUCGAUUCAGCAACCGAAAAUUGGAGGCUACAGCGAAGCCAUUGGAAUGGUGCGGCCGCAAAUGAGCGGCGGAAUUGGGGUGACGGAGGCGGGGUAUGCGCAGGUUGGCUAUGACGGGGCAGGGAGGCAGGUGUACUACACUGCACCAGGAGGGGUGGUGCCGCAAUAUCAGGCGGUGAGCGCGGCGAUGGAUGUGAGGCAAAGUGGUGGCGCGUUAAAUCAAGAGGGUUAGGAUGUUGCAUCCAAGGGUUCUCAGGCUUCUGUGUGAUUUUUUUUUCUUGUUGUUCACUUCUUGAGAAACUAAUAAGAACAUUAUAGCAUAGUGGUUUGUGCAAAUUGUGGUUUUUUUGUGCAAAUUUAUGGUGUUUAGUGCAUUAGUUUUGUUUGUUUGGGCAGUUUGUUUUUGUUGAGAAUACAUUGAUGAGAACAUUAGAGUGGUUUAUGUUGUGAAUGUGAUUAUUGAAUUCUCUGUAUAGUUUUUGCAAAUGUUAUAUGUUUAACUACUUUAUUAGAGUGGUU
This is a messenger RNA of Ilex paraguariensis (yerba mate), 1798 nucleotides long. The record is from the annotation of a GenBank genome assembly. Lineage: Eukaryota; Viridiplantae; Streptophyta; Magnoliopsida; Aquifoliales; Aquifoliaceae.